AUGGCUGCCCUUUUAGUACAAAGAGUCUGGAAAAAGAAAGGCAUGCUCCAAACCACAAUCCUCGCCAUGGAGCUCCUCCUACUAUCCACUGGCUUUUUCUCUGCUCUUUUCAAGUUGAAACAAGCAGCUAUAAACCCCUCUUGUUGCUUACUUGAAUUUUUCCUCUCCCUUCUCCGGCAACUUGGGAUGUCUUACAGGGUUGUUUUCUCGUCUCCUCUUAUUAUCCUCUUCAUCAUCCACUCUAUCAUUGUCGUCCUCAUCUUAGUUUCCUCGAGGCUCCAUCUCCCGAAACUAGCCCUCGAAUUCGAGUACUACGAUGUUUUUGUUGGGAAUUUAAUGGAGGAGCUCGAGGAUUCAUUCAACGUAAGUACAGAAAGAUGGGAAGGGGAAAUAGUAGCAGAGGAUGAUGCUUCUCGGAGUGAGAAAGAAUCAGAGGAAACGGCGUCGUCAUCAUCAAAUAUUGCUACUAAUUUCUUGGAAAAUAUUAAUGUUGGUUUUGAUCAAGCUGAAGUUGUGGUCUUAGAAAGUGAUGUUAUUGAAGAUGAUGAUGGGGAGGUAUCUUUGAAAGAUGUCCAUGUUGAUUGCUUUCGGACACUUUCAGGUACAUGGAGAGUGGCGGCUAGUACGGUUGAUGAGACGCCGCCGCCGCCUCCGCAUUUGCAGAACAUAUCCAAAUCCGACGAAAAUGAAAGGCCCGAAGAGGACAACUUGAUGUUUUCCGAUGAAAACCAAAGAGCCGAAGCUGCUGAGGAGGAGGAGGACACAAUGGAGGCUACCUGGAAUGCAAUUAGCCAAGGACGAGACUGCAGGGAGAAAAACAUUAAUAAUGAUAUGAAACUAAAGAAGAGCGAAACGUGGUUGGGUGUUGCGAGGCAGCCGGAGCCUCAGUCAGCUGCAGCGAUGAACAUGAAUGGCAGGUCGGAUGAAGAGUCGUCGCUUGAAGCGACAUGGAAGGAGCUAAGGAAAAGCGUGACGUUCAACGAUGCGGUGUCGGCGUGCCGGCGAGGUGGGCUGGCUAGGGACCUCAUGACAACGUCGGAUGAGAUGAAGAAGCGGUUUGAUGAUUUCAUCAACAACUUCAACAAUGAAUUGAGGUUGCAGAGACAGGAAUCCGAGCAGCGUUUCUUGGCGGCAAUCACCCGUGGUGGCCUCCCCGGCCUGGCCUCUAAUUAA
Molecule: messenger RNA, 1173 nt
Organism: Ipomoea triloba (trilobed morning glory)
Lineage: Eukaryota; Viridiplantae; Streptophyta; Magnoliopsida; Solanales; Convolvulaceae
Exons: 1
Coding region: 1-1173 (390 amino acids)
Source: RefSeq, a predicted model, not a curated record